AUGAGGGGCUCCCCCAACCCCGAGUUCCACUUCGCCCUGGUCUGUGUCCUGCCCAUUCAGUGUUUCUUCACUGCCACGGCACAGGCAGCUUCCUCGUGGAGGUGUAAGGACAAGCUGAACGCCUUGGCCAUCUCGGUGAUGAACCAGUGGCCCGGUGUGAAGCUGCGGGUGACCGAGGGCUGGGACGAAGAUGGCCACCACUCAGAGGAGUCGCUGCACUACGAGGGCCGUGCGGUGGACAUCACCACGUCCGACCGCGACCGGGGCAAGUACGGCAUGUUGGCGCGCCUGGCCGUGGAGGCUGGCUUCGACUGGGUGUACUACGAGUCCAAAGCGCACAUCCACUGCUCCGUGAAAGCAGAGAAUUCGGUAGCGGCCAAGUCCGGCGGCUGCUUCCCGGGCUCGGCCACGGUGCACCUGGAGCAGGGCGGCACCAAGCUGGUGAAAGACCUGCGUCCCGGGGACCGCGUGCUGGCGGCCGACGACCAGGGCCGACUGCUCUACAGCGACUUCCUCACCUUCCUGGACCGCGACGAUGGUGCCAAGAAGGUCUUCUACGUGAUCGAGACGCGGGAGCCGCGCGAGCGCUUGCUGCUCACCGCCGCGCACCUGCUGUUCGUCGCGCCGCACAACGACUCGGCGGCCGGGGAGCCGGAGGCGCCGUCGGGCGCGGGGCCGCCGCCGGGGGGCGCGCCGGGGCGCCGGGCGCUCUUCGCCAGCCGCGUGCGCCCGGGCCAGCGCGUGUACGUGGUGGCCGAGCGCGGCGGGGAUCGCCGGCUCUUGCCGGCCGCCGUGCACAGCGUGACGCUGCGGGAGGAGGCCUCGGGCGCCUACGCGCCGCUCACGGCGCAGGGCACCAUCCUCAUCAACCGGGUGCUGGCGUCGUGCUACGCGGUCAUCGAGGAGCACGGCUGGGCGCAUCGGGCCUUCGCGCCCUUCCGCCUGGCGCACGCGCUCCUGGCCCUGCUGGCGCCCGCGCGCACGGACCGCGGCGGGGUCGGCGACGGCGGGGGCGGCGGCCGCCUGCCCCCGCCCGCGCCAGGUGCGCCUGAUGCGCCAGGUGCGGCCGACGCGCCAGGUGCCGUGGGCAUCCACUGGUACUCGCAGCUGCUCUACCAAAUAGGCACCUGGCUGUUGGACGGCGAGGCCCUGCACCCGCUGGGCAUGGCGGUCAAGUCUAGCUGA
This is a messenger RNA of Neomonachus schauinslandi (Hawaiian monk seal), 1185 nucleotides long. It is a transcript of the gene SHH, whose product is annotated as sonic hedgehog signaling molecule. Lineage: Eukaryota; Metazoa; Chordata; Mammalia; Carnivora; Phocidae. The transcript has 3 exons. Bases 1 to 1185 code for a protein of 394 amino acids. Gene Ontology annotation, biological process: oligodendrocyte differentiation; cell fate specification; smoothened signaling pathway. The record is from RefSeq and is a predicted model, not a curated record. Gene Ontology annotation, molecular function: patched binding; calcium ion binding.